AUGGCGGAUUCCCAAGCUUUGCCCGAAACCCAAUUAGCAGCUGAGAUCAAUGAUCAGCCCAAACAAAAAGUCAUCAUUACUUUCAUGGAUGCUGAAUGGUACAAUGCUGCAGCUGAAGACCAAAUCGACAAAUUCAAAGAUUACACAGAGCCUCUAGAUCUUCUGCGUAACCCAAAAAAAAAUACAGUCCUACAUGUUUACAUCACGGCAGUAAAAAAGGAAACAGAAGAAUCCAUUGAAUUUGUGAAACUAGUUAUCAGCAAGUGUCCGCCGCUGCUAGAUGAGCCCAAUAUCAGAGGCGAAACUCCGCUGCAUAUUGCAGCUAGGUUCGGGUACAACAAUAUAGUCGAAUUUCUUAUUCGGAACAUCAAGAAGGCUCAAUACGACGAUCUUGAGAGAGGCGCAGAGGAGUCAACAAGUGAUAAGAUGCUGAAGAAGACAAGCCCAAAUGGAGGCACAGACUUGCAUGAGGCUGUAAGAAAUAAUCAUCCUCGAGUGGUGGAAACAUUGAUAAGAGAAAAUCUUGAAUUUGCGAACAUAGCUAAUGCCGCCAGAGAAAGCCCGCUUUACGUUGCAGCGGUGAGAGAGAGCAAUAUCAUUGCUUUUAGGAUAUUGGAGAUAUGUCCCUCAUCGGCGGCAUACGCCGGUCCCAAUGAUAGAACAGCUUUGCACGAAGCUGUGAUAAGUGAAGAUACAGAAUAUGAUAAAUCUGCUGCUUAUAUUGGCUACAAAGUUGGAAAGACACCUCUUCAUAUAGCAAUUCUCAUCGGCGAUAAACAUAAAGAUGAAGAUGGGAACACUCCGAUCCAUCUACUCGCUACUCAUGACUUUUAUGCUGGUAAUCUUAUACAACACCACACAGUUGAUAAAAUGAUCGUCAACAAAGAAAAUUUAACCGCUCUGGACGUGGUGGUAGCAACGAAGAAUGAAAGCUUUGGGCUAUUUCUGGGAUCUACAGCAAAACACCUAAAGAAGGCUGGAUAUAAACGAGGUCGGCAUUCAAUCAGGCAGGCACCACCUCAUAAUAUGUCAACGAUCAACAGAGAAUUAAUGUCUUCCCUCCGGAAAGCGAGUGAAUCCCAUCAGACAGUAGCCACCCUCAUAGCAACAGUAACUUUUGUGGCAGGUUUCACCUUACCUGGUGGUUACAGUGGUCAAGAUGGCCCUGACGAAGGAACAGCAAUUUUAACUAGAAAAUCAGCAUUCAAAACGUUCCUUGUAACCGAUACCAUUGCACAACCAAAAGAAAGUUUUGUUUUCUAUUCCUUUGGACAUAUCUUUUUCACUGUUGUUGCUCUGGCUUUAAUGGUGGUGGCAUUUAUGACAGGUGAGUAUGCAGUGUUGCCACAUUCCUCAUCAGGUCUUGGGGCUGCUAUUUGUGUCAUCGGAAGUUGUUUGGCUUUAUUGUGUUGCUGGGUGCUCAAGGCUGCGUUGUGUGAAUGA
Molecule: messenger RNA, 1443 nt
Organism: Hevea brasiliensis (rubber tree)
Lineage: Eukaryota; Viridiplantae; Streptophyta; Magnoliopsida; Malpighiales; Euphorbiaceae
Product: protein ACCELERATED CELL DEATH 6-like
Exons: 5
Coding region: 1-1443 (480 amino acids)
Cellular component (GO): plasma membrane
Molecular function (GO): protein phosphatase 1 binding; protein phosphatase regulator activity
Source: RefSeq, a predicted model, not a curated record